AUCUGUGUACACUCAAACAGACUGAGCCGGAAGGACAAAUACCUAUCCAUACUGCCCAAGUACUCAACCUAAAGAAUGAUCUCGACAAUGAAGCCAAAGCAUUUUGGGGAGUGAAAAGGAGGAGUUGGUACCCCUGGCUGGCAGCUGAACGGGAUGACGGUCUGGUUCCUGGUGAAGAUGCUAAGAAUGAAGAAGAGAUCUUCCAAAGAAGGGAGGAACCCUCAGCAGGGAGCCACUGAGGACUGUAGCAUCGACUCUGAUGACUGGACCAGCUCUGAGAGCGAGCCAGAACAGCUGGGCUUGCGAAAUCCCAACCACCCCCAAUGGCAAGAACAAGGACUGCCCCCCAAGCCGCACCGGCAGCUCUGCCGCUCCCCUUGCCUGGACCAACCCAGCUUCUCCCAGAGCAGCACCCAGCAGGACCCAAAACUCGAAGAGGACAAGCAGCCCCCUGUGGACAAAGAGUACCAGGCCAAAAUGGACUUUGCUUUAAAACUCGGCUAUGCUGGGGAGCAGAUUCAAGCCGUUCUGAGCAAACUGGGCUCAGAUGCCCUCAUCAACGACAUAUUGGCUGAACUUGUGAGGCUAGGGAACAAGAGUGAGGAAGAGGGCCAGAAGAGUGGAGGGGCAGAACAUGGCCAUGCUGCCAGGGACGUGACCAGCCCGGAGCUGUCCCUGGAAGACGAGACUGCGGACAACACCGAGAACCUGAGACCUGUUGUCAUAGAUGGAAGUAAUGUGGCCAUGAGCCAUGGGAACAAAGAAGGCUUCUCCUGCAGGGGAAUACAAUUAGCCGUGGACUGGUUUCUGGAGAAAGGCCAUAAAGAUAUUACGGUAUUUGUACCUGCAUGGCGGAAGGAGCAGUCUCGCCCUGAUGCGCCAAUUACAGAUCAAGAUAUCUUACGUAAACUGGAGAAAGAAAAGAUUCUUGUCUUUACCCCAUCCCGAAGAGUGCAAGGCAGGAGAGUCGUCUGCUAUGAUGACCGUUUCAUCGUCAAAUUGGCUUUUGACUCUGAUGGCAUCAUUGUGUCUAAUGAUAACUACCGGGAUCUUCAGAAUGAGAAGCCUGAGUGGAAGAAAUUCAUAGAAGAGAGGCUACUGAUGUUUUCCUUCGUCAAUGACAAGUUUAUGCCUCCGGAUGACCCCUUAGGGCGCCAUGGCCCAAGUCUGGAAAAUUUCUUAAGAAAGAAACCUGUGAUUCCUGAACAUAAGAAGCAGCCAUGCCCUUAUGGCAAAAAGUGUACGUAUGGCCACAAGUGUAAAUACUACCACCCAGAGCGUGCCAACCAGCCGCAGCGGGCGGUGGCAGAUGAGCUCCGCAUUAGCGCCAAGCUGUCGGCUAUCAAAACCAUGAGCGAGGGAGCCUUGGCCAAGGGUGGCGGUGCAGCCCCAGCGCCUGCUUCCAAGAGUGAACCUAGCUCCGAAGGGAAGCGCGUCACUCCCAAGCGUCAGUCAGAUCCCAGCAUCCGGUCUGUGGCUGUGGAAACUGAGGAGAGACUGCCUAUCAUUCGGAAACCUGAAACCAACUCGGCCCCCUCCCUGGUGACGGCACUGAGUGUCCCCACACUUCCCCCUUCCAAAAGCCAUGCGGCAGGUGCCCUGAACACCCGCUCUGCAAGCAGCCCAGUGCCUGGUUCCUCACAAUUCACCCAUCAGAAAUCUUCCCUGGAACAUACAGCCAGUAUGCAAUACCCACCCAUCCUGGUCACCAAUAGCCAUGGCACCUCUGUCGGCUACACUGAGCAGUACCCAAAGUAUGAGUCUUUGGGGGAUCAUGGCUACUACUCCUUGAUGAGUGACUUCUCUAACCUAAGCGUCAACAGUUGCCGUGGUGCAGACUACUACGGGGCUGAGCCGGACCGUCACGCCCGCAGCAUGUAUUCUCGCAAUGCCAGCCCCUGCCAUGACAAACACAUGAGCCAUACAAGUAGUGAUCCUUAUUCCUCGUACAGCGAUUUGUAUUUGGGCGUAGUAGAUGCCAGUCAGGAAGAUGCUAUGAAGGUGAACCGAUCGUGCUCACAAAACCAUCUCCAGCCUUUUUCACAUGGUUACCAUGAAGCCUUAACAAGAGUGCAAAGUUAUGGUCCAGAUGAACCCAAGCAGGCUCCCCCUAAACAUCCAGCCCCCCGAUUAGUGUUGCAUGCCCAACACCCAGUAGUUGGAGCCCGAUCUAGUUGUCCUGGAGACUACCCUGUGCCUCAGAGCAUCCACCCCCCCGGCGCAGCUCCGCCAGGCCGAGCAUUGGUGAUGACGCGGAUGGACAGUGUUUCUGACUCCCGCCUCUAUGAUGGCAACCCAAUGAGGCAGAGGCGGCCACCCCUGUGCCGGGAGCAGCACGCCAGCUGGGACCCUCUGCCCUAUCCUGCUGCCGACUCCUACAAUUAUCACUCUUAUCCUUUGAGCACCAACCUCAUGCAGCCCUGUUACGAGCCGGUCAUGGUGAGAAGCAUGCCCGAAAAGAUGGAGCAGAUCUGGAGGAAUCCCUGGGUUGGGAUGUGUGGCCAGCCAAGGGAACAUCACAUGAUCCCCGAACACCAGUACCAAACCUAUAAGAACCUCUGCAACAUCUUCCCAGUCGGCAUCGUUCUCUCGGUGAUGGAGAAGAAUCCUCACAUGACUGAUGCGCAGCAGCUGGCAGCCAUGAUUGUGGCCAAGUUGAGAUCGGGACGCUAAUGGGGGCGC
Messenger RNA from Trichosurus vulpecula (common brushtail), 2682 nucleotides. RefSeq names its product zinc finger CCCH-type containing 12B (gene ZC3H12B). The transcript has 5 exons. Gene Ontology annotation, molecular function: metal ion binding; mRNA binding; RNA endonuclease activity. The record is from RefSeq and is a predicted model, not a curated record. Gene Ontology annotation, cellular component: nucleus; cytoplasmic ribonucleoprotein granule. The coding region runs from base 154 to 2673 and encodes 839 amino acids. Lineage: Eukaryota; Metazoa; Chordata; Mammalia; Diprotodontia; Phalangeridae.